AUGGAUUUCGGCGACGAACCUGAGGGCUCCGACAGCCAGCGCCAGCAGAAGCGCUACCACCGCCACACCCCGCGCCAGAUUCAGCAGCUCGAAGCGAUGUUCAAGGAGUGCCCGCACCCCGACGAGAACCAGCGCGCCGCGCUCAGCCGGGAGCUCGGCCUGGAGCCGCGCCAGAUCAAGUUCUGGUUCCAGAACCGCCGCACCCAGAUGAAGGCGCAGCACGAGCGCGCGGACAACUGCUUCCUCCGCGCGGAGAACGACAAGAUCCGGUGCGAGAACAUCACCAUGCGCGAGGCGCUCAAGAACGUCGUCUGCCCCAACUGCGGCGGCCCGCCCGUCGCCGAGGACUACUUCGACGAGCAGAAGCUGCGCAUGGAGAACGCCCGCCUGAAAGAAGAGCUGGACCGGGUGUCGAGCAUGACGUCCAAGUACCUCGGCCGGCCGUUCACGCAGAUGCCGCCGGUGCCGACCAUGUCCGUGUCGUCGCUGGACCUGUCCAUGGGCGGGAUGCCCGGGCAACAGGCCCCCCUCGGCGGGCCGUCGCUGGACCUGGACCUCCUCAGCGGCUGCUCGUCCGGGAUGCCGUACCAGAUGCCGGCGCCCGUGACGGAAAUGGAGCGCCCCAUGAUGGUGGACAUGGCGACGCGCGCCAUGGACGAGCUCAUCCGGCUCGCCCAGGCCGGCGACCAAAUCUGGGUCAAGGGCAUGCCCGGGGACGCCAGGGAGGUGCUCAACGUCGCCACCUACGACAGCCUCUUCGCCAAGCCCGGCGGCGCGUUCCGCCCGCCGGACAUGAACGUCGAGGGGUCCAGGGACUCGUGCCUCGUGUUCAUGAGCGCCGUCGCGCUCGUCGACGUCUUCAUGGACACAAACAAGUGGAUGGAGUUCUUCCCCGGCAUCGUAUCCAAGGCGCAGACAGUCGAUGUUCUCGUGAACGGCUUGGGCGGGAGGAGCGACUCCUUGAUCAUGAUGUACGAGGAGCUGCACAUCAUGACGCCGGUCGUCCCGACUCGCGAGCUGAGCUUCCUCCGCUACUGCAAGCAGAUCGAGCAGGGGCUGUGGGCCGUCGCCGACGUCUCCCUGGACGGGCAGCGCGACGCCCACUACGGCAUGCCGUCCCGCUCCCGUCGCAUGCCGUCGGGGUGCCUCAUCGCCGACAUGUCAAAUGGCUACUCCAAGGUGACCUGGGUCGAACACAUGGAGAUCGAGCAGAUGCUCCCGAUCAACAUCCUCUACCGCAACCUCGUGCUGAGCGGCGCCGCGUUCGGGGCGCACCGCUGGCUCGCCGCGCUGCAGCGUGCGUGCGAGCGGUUCGCGGCCCUGGCCACCCUCGGCGUGCCGCACCACGACAUCGCCGGAGUGACGCCGGAGGGGAAGCGGAGCAUGAUGAAGCUGUCGCAGCGGAUGGUGAGCAGCUUCUGCGCUAGCCUGAGCUCGUCGCCGCUGCAGCGGUGGACGCUGCUCUCCGGCACCACGGACGUGAGCGUCCGAGUCUCCACGCACCGCAGCACCGACUCCGGCCAGCCCAACGGAGUCGUCCUCAGCGCCGCCACCUCCAUCUGGCUGCCCGUCCCCGGCGACCACGUGUUCGCCUUCGUCCGCGACGAGAACGCGCGAUCCCAGUGGGACGUCCUGUCGCACGGCAAUCAGGUUCAGGAGGUGUCGCGCAUCCCCAGCGGCUCCAACCCCGGCAACUGCAUCUCCCUGCUGAGAGGGCUGAACGCGAACCAGAACAGCAUGCUAAUCCUCCAGGAGAGCUGCACGGACGCGUCCGGGGCGCUGGUGGUGUACUCGCCGAUCGACAUCCCGGCGGCGAACGUGGUGAUGAGCGGCGAGGACCCGUCGGGCAUCCCGCUGCUGCCGUCGGGCUUCGCCAUCCUGCCCGACGGACGCCCGGGGUCCGGCGCGGGCGCGUCCAGCAGCGCCGUCGUCCCGCUCGCGCCGCCGCCGGGCUGCGUGGUCACCGUCGCGUUCCAGAUCCUCGUCAGCAACCUGCCGUCGUCCAGGCUCAACGCCGAGUCCGUCGCCACCGUCAACAGCCUCAUCGGCACCACCGUCCAGCAGAUCAAGGCCGCGCUCAACUGCGCCGGCCCUUGA
This is a messenger RNA of Miscanthus lutarioriparius, 2097 nucleotides long. Lineage: Eukaryota; Viridiplantae; Streptophyta; Magnoliopsida; Poales; Poaceae. The record is from the annotation of a GenBank genome assembly.